AUGCAGCUUACUCUCCUCCUGUCGCUUUUGCCAGCUUUGGCUGCUGCUCUCCCAGCUCCUGUUCUUGAGCCUCGCGCCGGUACUCCCAUUCCCGGAAAGUACAUCGUCAAGCUUCAGAACCAGAACCUUCAGACCAUCCUCGAGGCUGCCCUGAAGGUUCUCAAGAAGGACCCUGCCCACGUCUACCAGUUCGGCAACUUCGGUGGUUUCGCCGCUGAACUUAGCGACGACAUCGUCAAGGUCCUCCAGAACCUUCCUGGCGUCGACUACAUCGAGCAGGACGCCGUCAUCAAGGCCAACCUUGGUGAGAUCGAGGAUACCAUCGAGAAGAAGGCGUACACUACCCAGUCAUCUGCUACCUGGGGUCUCGGCCGCAUCUCCCAUGCCAGCGCGGGAACUACUUCCUACACUUACGACACCACUGCUGGAGCCGACACCUGUGUGUACGUCAUUGACACUGGUAUUUACACCGCUCACCCCGAGUUCGAGGGUCGUGCUACGUUCCUCGCCAACUAUGCUGGCGACGGUUCCAACACUGAUGGUAACGGCCAUGGCACUCAUUGCGCUGGUACCGUUGGAUCCAAGACCUACGGUGUAGCCAAGAAGACUAAGCUCUUUGCCGUUAAGGUCCUUGACGCCUCCGGCUCGGGUACGAACUCUGGCGUUAUUGCCGGUAUCAACUACGUCGCCAACGAUUCCAAGACCCGCUCUGGCUGCUCCGCCGGUGUUGUCGGCAGUAUGUCUCUCGGUGGCUCCAAGUCCACUGCAGUCAAUUCCGCUGUUGCCAACGCUGUUACUGCCGGUGUUUUCAUGGCCGUUGCUGCCGGCAACGAUUACCAAAAUGCCGCCAACUACUCUCCUGCGUCUGAGGCUACUGCAUUCACUGUUGCUGCCUCUGACAGUUCUGACAAGUUUGCUUCUUUCUCCAACUACGGCUCCAUUGUCGACAUUAUCGCCCCCGGUGUCUCUAUUCUAUCGACCUGGUUGAACGGUGGUACCAACACCAUCUCUGGUACUUCCAUGGCUACUCCACACGUUGCCGGUCUCGCCGCCUAUCUCCUUGGUUUCGAGGGCAAGAAAACCCCUGCCGUUCUUGGUGCCCGCAUCCAGACUCUUGCUACCAAGAACAAGAUCACCAGUCUUCCUUCCGGAACAGUCAACUACCUGGCCUUCAACGGGAACCCCAGCGGUUAG
Messenger RNA from Didymella exigua CBS 183.55, 1194 nucleotides. RefSeq names its product secreted protein 2. Lineage: Eukaryota; Fungi; Ascomycota; Dothideomycetes; Pleosporales; Didymellaceae. The coding region runs from base 1 to 1194 and encodes 397 amino acids. Gene Ontology annotation, biological process: proteolysis. The transcript is spliced from 2 exons. The record is from RefSeq and is a predicted model, not a curated record. Gene Ontology annotation, molecular function: serine-type endopeptidase activity.